AUGUACCCGGCUGCAACACCCAUGGCCAGGCUACAAGAUGUCACGCAUGCUUUGCCGCAAUUAAAGGCAUUUGUGUUAUUGGUGAAUAUUUUGGAAUAUUUAAUAUCAUUAACCUUGUAUGCGGCAUUUUUAGAUGUGUCAUGGGCCCCCCACAUCCGUUCCGGUAUUCUCGUCAAUUCCCAUGCAUUAAUAUUACAAAAAGAAUUCUUCUGCACAGCUGGAAGAAUAGGGCUGGAUUUAAGGGACGGUAAGGCAAUGAUUUCUAAGGGCGGAGCAAUUGCAACAGGCCCAGCAUUCCUUAAUGCGUUGCGCUGUUGUGUGUUGAUUAAACGACAGAUGGCCACUAUAUGA
This is a messenger RNA of Macrosiphum euphorbiae (potato aphid), 351 nucleotides long. The record is from the annotation of a GenBank genome assembly. Lineage: Eukaryota; Metazoa; Arthropoda; Insecta; Hemiptera; Aphididae.